GCCGCCAUGUUAGCUCUCCUCUGAGAGAGCAGAGAGACCAGCUCGGGAAACAAUUCAGCGCUACGGUCUCCAUCCAAAGCCGCUGCUUCGUUUUGCGUGUUGGGUUUAAGAAGGGUUCGGGGAAGCUUUAUGCAUCAGACUUAACCCAAGAGACUCGACCUCAGACCCGGGUUUGUCUGGGAGCCUGGUGUGUUUGUAUGUGUUUUUCCUUCUUUCCUGUGUGCGGCUAACACGUUAGCAUGAGCUCGUUGACUCAGCGGAGCUCCGGCCUCGUCCAGAGGCGCACCGAGGCCUCGCGCAGCGCCGCUGCCGCCGAUAGAGACAAGAGCGCGGGCGGAGAGGACGACGAGCACCGCCGAGACGAGCAGGAAGACGACGACGGCGGCGACUCCAAAGAAACCCGGCUGACCCUUAUGGAAGAAGUCCUGCUGCUGGGCUUGAAAGACCGCGAGGGCUACACUUCUUUCUGGAAUGACUGUAUAUCUUCAGGGCUGCGUGGCUGCAUGCUCAUUGAACUCGCCCUACGAGGGAGGCUGCAGCUGGAGGCCUGUGGCAUGAGGAGAAAAAGCCUUCUCGCCAGAAAGGUUAUCUGUAAAUCUGAUGCUCCAACCGGUGAUGUGCUCUUGGAUGAAGCUCUGAAACACAUUAAAGAGACCCAGCCGCCAGAGACUGUACAGAGCUGGAUCGAGCUCCUUAGUGGCGAGACAUGGAACCCGUUGAAGCUCCACUACCAGCUACGGAACGUGCGCGAACGCCUCGCCAAGAACCUGGUGGAAAAGGGCGUGCUCACCACAGAGAAGCAGAACUUCCUGCUGUUUGACAUGACGACGCACCCGCUCACCAACAGCAACAUCAAGCAGCGCCUCAUCAAGAAGGUACAAGAAGCCGUGCUGGACAAGUGGGUGAACGACCCACAGCGCAUGGACAAGCGUCUUCUGGCACUCAUCUUCCUGGCUCAUUCGUCCGACGUGCUGGAAAACGCAUUCGCGCCGCUUCUGGACGAGCAGUACGACCUGGCUAUGAAGAGGGUGCGGCAGCUGCUCGACCUCGAGCCUGAGGGUGAGAGCGUGAAGAGUAACGCCAACGAGCUGCUCUGGGCCGUCGUGGCUGCCUUCACCAAAUGAGGAUACACCAACAAAGCACUAAAAACAAACAUUUGACUGGUUACUGAAAAAAAAAAAAACCCAACAAAAAACAGGCAGAAAGGGUUGCAUCCGAAACGAACGAUAACUCUCGACAGACCUGUCUUAUUCACACACGCCCCGUACCGUACCCUACCCUACCGUAUUCCCCUUUCCUUGCUGAAAACUUGCUUCCCUUUUACGUUCUCCACACAGCCUUGAUCCAGCCAGAGGAAAGCAUGCCUGCUUUUUCCCCUCCUCCUUUCAUUCUUUUGUCCAGUUCAGUGCAUGACGGGGUUAUUCUCUUCCUGGACUGUCUGUCUGAACAUACAGGAGCAAUUUAUACCCUUUGCAUACCUGGACAAGUGGGCACUUUUUUUCCCCCCUCUUCCCCCUCCCCUUUUCUUUAAUUCUCUGCCCUUAAGGUAAUAUGGGUUUAUUUUCCUAACAACACAAGUACACAAAUUAUAGGACAGAAAGUAUCUCCUUCCAUUUUCGAGCUAUGCUACUGUUUGAACCUUUUCUCGAGAUCUUGAUAGAAAUACCUAAACCCACUAAGAAUGAUGAAAGAAUCAGAUGGUUUGGGUCUGGGAUGUACGGAAAAAUCUGUCUCAGAUGGUUUCAAAUUACUAUCCUCUACCAGACUUGGUGGUCUUGGUUCAAAGAUUGUGGAGCGCCAGUGAAACCACGAGAUUAUUAAUCACCAGAUACUCCCCUUGAGGCACAGAUUUGCUCCAGACCUGUAGUGUUAGAUCAGUGUAAUGGCUCUUGGAGUGUUUUUUUUUUUUUUUUUUUUUUUCCCCUCUUCUGAAAAUGAAACCAAGUUUGAUAAUUGAGUCGCCGCGUGGUGCGGUGCAGCUCUGCGUUAGUCGGUCGGCGCGUCUGGUUUCAGUCAGACGUGAUGGAACUCAAAGGCAGCCUCCUCAGCUAACGUUUAGCGUGUGGAUGUUCCUGGGGUAAAAUUAAACCAUUUGAUUAUGUAAAUCCCUUACGAUUCAUCACAAGUUCCCCGGACUCGACUUUCUGAAAUUUAUAUUGAUCAGUAGCAUAAAAGGUCUAUAUUUUUCAGUGUCGUAAAUUUCAUUAACACUUCGAGCGCUACCUCUCGGACCUCUCACGCUUCACUCUUUGUUGUUUUAACUGCCUCUUGCUGGCUUCAUCACUUUAGCAUCAUGAAUCUACAGUUUUCUUAUACAGCAUACAUGAAACCACCACUUUUAUGUGCCUAAUCUUGGUUACAGGACUCGUAACCUCCACAUUACAAUACGUACUGUAGCUAUUCCUCAACGUGACAUGACAUUCAUGAGCAACUGAGCGAAUUGCUUUUAAAAUCCUAGAUUUGUCCCUAAUAUUAAAUCUUGUGUGUGUCGGGAAUGUCCGUGAUUGAGGCUUUGUUAUUAUUAUUAUUUUUUCCUUCCUCCUUAUCCUUUGCAUAUGCUGUGUGAAGAAGGGAUUCUUUAUUUAAUUUUGGUAACAGAUAUCUACCUGCAUCUGGAGAGUAUUUUUAACACAUUACUGGCUUCCUUUAGACUGGAGUCCCAGCUAUCCACUCAAUCAACAAAACAACUGAUUCACACUGACAUUAACAUUUUACUUUUUUAUGUUAUGGUCAAAAGGAGGGGUUUAAACAGAGUAUGCAAUGAAAAGUUUGAUGCCAGUGUCAAUGUUGCAAGGUGGUCUAUCAAACCGUUUGCUACUUUUCAUCUUUAUGUAUUCCUCUCUUGCAAACUGAUUCACGAAUAAUAAAAUAAAUGGCCAUUUUGAUCGAGACUCACGUUUAUGCUUUAUGUUCCUUGUAACGGUCAUUAUAUUUAAUUCUGUUGUACGUGUUUGGUUUUCACGAGGCAGAUUGCACAGAGGCUUAACAACACAUUCCAGCUAAAUCUGUAGUUUUAUUUGUCAGCUAAUCCAGUAAGCGUCUAUAUUCUGAAAUACUGCGUUUUAUCCUGAGUUGAACAUUUUUUACUUUGCUUUUAAUGUUAACUGAGGAUGCCUUUGAUUUUUUUUUUUUCUGUUGAAUUUCGUGUUUCAUACGUUCUCAUUUUCUGCUGCCAAAUUUGUUUGUUUACUUGUUUUUUGGAAGCAAUAAUUUUACAUGCUUGCUUCUGCUUCAUUUGUUAUCCAUCUUGAUUUAAUGCUUACCUUGCUGUAAUUAGCUACUUCUAUACCUGUACGUCGCAGACUUUUUGGGCAAAGAAAAUUGAAAACGUGUAACUUUAGAGCCCACUAUGAAGGGACCCAUAUGUGUACACUUUCCUAUUUACCAAAUAAAUGAAGGUAUCGGGAGUGCCUCAAA
Messenger RNA from Neoarius graeffei (lesser salmon catfish), 3417 nucleotides. It is a transcript of the gene golph3a, whose product is annotated as golgi phosphoprotein 3a. The record is from RefSeq and is a predicted model, not a curated record. NCBI's taxonomy places the organism in Eukaryota, Metazoa, Chordata, Actinopteri, Siluriformes, Ariidae. Gene Ontology annotation, molecular function: phosphatidylinositol-4-phosphate binding. The transcript is spliced from 4 exons. Gene Ontology annotation, cellular component: Golgi cisterna; cytosol; trans-Golgi network. Gene Ontology annotation, biological process: Golgi organization; Golgi to plasma membrane protein transport; Golgi vesicle budding. The coding region runs from base 240 to 1124 and encodes 294 amino acids.